Messenger RNA from Drosophila takahashii, 2685 nucleotides. RefSeq names its product endoplasmic reticulum metallopeptidase 1. Gene Ontology annotation, molecular function: metalloexopeptidase activity. The record is from RefSeq and is a predicted model, not a curated record. Lineage: Eukaryota; Metazoa; Arthropoda; Insecta; Diptera; Drosophilidae. Gene Ontology annotation, biological process: proteolysis.
GCGUCUCAGUUAAGUUGUUUACCUCCAGAAAAGAUGUGGCAAGCCAUACGUUCCCGCUUCGAUUCUUGCCAAAACAAGAUUUCUGAUGAGCCCAUCGAAGGUGACGUCAGGUCCGCAUCCUGCAAAAAGAGAGUCCUGAAACAGGAGCAAAACUUCAGAGGACCCUGGUACUUGGCCAGCGGUUUCCUUCUGUUCUGGGCACUUUUAUUCUUUGCGGUCGUGCUGCCACUCUUUUACCGCCUUCCCAAGGGCUUGACCAUCGAGGACUCGCCCAAGGGAGCCUUUAUCGCCGAACGUGCUCAGAACCAUCUUUACGGAUUCGACGAGAUCGGAACCAAAGUGGUUGGCAGUGAUGGCAAUGAGAACAAAACGGUCGAUUACCUGUUGGGCUUAGUGGCCGAAAUUAGAGCGAGUUGCCUCGAUGAGUACUUCGAUGUGGAAGUCGAUCUUCAGGUGGUCUCGGGGUCCUAUAUCCAUUGGACCAUGGUGAAUCGGUAUCAGGGCGUGCAGAACAUUGUCAUUAAGAUGAGUCCCAAGAACACCACGAGUGAGUCCUAUCUGCUGGUCAACAGUCACUUCGAUUCCAAGCCCACGAGUCGAUCUGCCGGCGAUGCUGGUCAAAUGAUAGUCGCCAUUCUGGAGGUCUUUCGAGUUAUGUGCACCACCAAGCAAACUAUUCGGCAUACAAUCAUCUUUCUGCUGAACGGAGCCGAGGAGAAUCCCUUGCAGGCUUCGCAUGGAUUUAUCACCCAACACAAAUGGGCACCGUACUGCAAGGCCUUAAUCAAUUUGGACGCUGCUGGCGGUGGAGGUUCCGAUAUAGUAUUUCAGAGUGGACCCAAUAGUCCCUGGCUUGUAGAAUACUAUAAAAAAAGUGCUAAGCAUCCAUUAGCCACGACCAUGGCUGAGGAAAUCUUUCAAACUGGCAUCCUGCCGUCUGACACCGAUUUUGGCAUCUUUGUUAAAUAUGGAAAUCUAAUUGGUCUGGAUAUUGCCCAAUUUAUCAAUGGUUACUUCUAUCACACCAAAUACGAUCGAUUCGCCAAUAUUCCCAGAGGUUCCAUUCAAAGCACGGGAGACAAUUUGCUUAGUCUGGUGCGAGCCCUAGCAAAUGCCACUGAGCUGGACAACACAGCGGCCUACGCCACUGGACAUGCCAUAUUUUUCGAUUUCCUGGGACUUUACUUCAUCAGCUAUACGGAAAGCAAUGGCACUAUUCUGAAUUAUUCCGUGGCCGGAAUAGCACUCGUCCUGAUAUUCGUAUCCAUUUGGCGUACUGCAAACAUUUCUUGUGUAUCCACCGGAUACGUUCUCAGCUGGUUCAUUCUGAUUUCUGUACUCCAGAUCAUAGCUUUUGUGCUGGGCUUUGGCCUGCCCGUUGCUGUAGCCUAUGUUUUCGAUAAGUACGGACUUUCACUCACCUACUUUAGUACUCCGGGCUUGUUGAUCGGUCUGUACAUUUGCCCAAGUCUCCUGGGGUUGAGCUUACCCUCUUACAUCUACCUUAAGUUACAGCGAAACUUUAAGGUACCCUUUGCCCAACAACUGCAAUUGGUUCUACAUGGUCAUGCUGCAAUAUUGGCAAUUCUGGGCAUUGGACUCACUGUUUAUGGGCUGCGAAGCACCUAUGUGGUCACCUGGACACUCAUCUUCUACGUAAUUCCCUUGAGCAUAAAUCUGCUAACCACUCUGCACGAUCGCGGCUUCUCCUGGACUGGUGUGCUCAAGAUUUUCCAAGUCAUUCCGUUCCUGUACAACAGCUAUCUGAUUUACACAUUCGUGGUGACCCUGAUCCCAAUGAUGGGUCGUUUCGGCAGGUCCACCAAUCCGGAUUUGAUUAUCUCAGCUUUGAAUGCUUUGGGAACCGUUUUGGCCUUGGGUUUCUUGAUACCCCUAGUUAAUAUGUUCCGCAGACCCAGCAUGAUCCUGCUCAGCCUGUUGGCCAUAAGUUCUGUGACCAUUUACACGGCUACAUCCACCCAAAUUGGUUUUCCCUAUCGACCUAGGACCAAUGUUCAGCGAUUACCUUACCUGCAAGUGCGACGUAUUUUCUACGAAUUCGAUGGCACAGUUGUCAAGGACGACUCCGGUUAUCUGUUCAACUUCCAGGAUCGUCGGGGACCGGCUCCCUUGAAGAGCUCCAAGGUCAAUCUGACUGGAUUGGUUAGCAUUGCCGCGGACUGUGACAAGGUUAUGAUGUGCGGUUAUCCCCUUUACGACCACCGUUGGGUUAAGAAUCGCAUGCAGAUAAUGUGGCUGCCUCGAGAGGAACCAAUCGUUCCUCCAAAUGUACCGGUACUUCAGCUUUUGGAAAAGACGGACCUGGGAAACAACAUAAUGCGCUAUAGUUUCAUUUGUGAAAAACCCUCGGAUCACACCAGCGUUUAUAUCCUGCCGCAGGAAGAUGUGACCAUUUCCAAUUGGACGUUACCUCUGGAGUACAUUGCUCAGCAGACGACUUAUCAUCUUUACUACUCUCGUGGCACGGAUUAUUCACCAUUGACUUUCUCCAUAGAUUUCUGGAAACAAGAUGCUGAUUUUGUUGUACCCGUGACCCAGAUAGGAUUGGCGACCCAUUCCAUUGGCGAUGACGGCGAUGCUAUCAGUCAAGAGUUCGCAAAAUUGCUCCCAUCAUAUGCUGCCCUAGUUCAAUGGCCAGCAUUAUAUCAACGGUACAUUUUCUAA